Molecule: messenger RNA, 1530 nt
Organism: Penicillium salamii
Lineage: Eukaryota; Fungi; Ascomycota; Eurotiomycetes; Eurotiales; Aspergillaceae
Source: the annotation of a GenBank genome assembly
AUGGCACUGGAAGACGACAAACCGACCGCGUCCCGGUUGUCGGACCCAGAGCGUGAUUUGGAUCUCAAGGGCUCCAUCGUCGCCGGGGUUGAUGAUCCAGAUGAAGGACGGAGUGAGGAAGAACGAGCGGCAAUCGAUCGGAAGCUGUUGUGGAAACUCGAUCUUCGCCUCGUGCCCUGGCUAAGUCUCCUCUAUCUAGUCUCAUUUCUGGAUCGAACAAAUAUCGGCAAUGCAAAGCUCGUCGGCUUGCAAGAUGACCUGGGCAUGUCAAAUGCCCAGUUCAAUGCCACACUUACCAUCUUCUUUGUCUCGUAUUCGAUCUUCGAGCCUGCGACCAAUAUCUUGCUUAAGCGGCUGCGCCCGAGUAUUUUCAUUCCCUUGAUCAUGAUGUCAUGGGGUAUCUGUAUGACACUGAUGGGCAUAGUCCAUAACUACGCUGGCCUCAUGGCUGUGCGCUGGUUCCUAGGUCUUUCGGAAGCGGGACUGUUCCCCGGCGUGGGAUAUUUCCUCUCAUGCUGGUACAAACGAUCAGAAUUUGGAGUACGAAUGGCAAUCUUCUUCUCGGCGGCUGCACUUGCCGGAUCCUUUGGAGGUCUCUUGGCUGCGGCGAUUGCGAAAAUGCACGGCGUAGGAGGGCUGGCAGGCUGGUCGUGGAUCUUCAUCUUGGAGGGUCUGCUGACGUUCCUGAUCGGUGUGGCCUCGUUCUGGUGUGUGUAUGACUUCCCGGACCAGGCUCGCUUUCUCUCCAGUGACGACCGCAAGCGGGUGUUGAGGCGUCUUGCGCUGGAUCAGCAGUCCAGUGCCGAACAUGAGGAGUUCAAGAUGGACUACUUUUGGGCCAGCGUGAAGGAUUGGAAAACGUAUACCGGGGCGGUGAUUUAUAUGGGAGCUGACGGGGCGCUUUAUGCGUUUUCGCUCUUUGUGCCGACCAUUAUCAGUGAACUGGGUAAUUGCUUUUCUUGCUGCUACAGUUCCAUUCGUGCUCAACUACUGAGUGUCCCUCCUUAUGCAGCGGCUGCAAUUUUGACGGUGACAGUUGGGUACAUUGCUGAUCGCACCCGACAGCGAGGUUUAUGCAACAUUGCCGUUUCUUUCCUGGGAAUGGCUGGAUUCUCCAUGUUACUGGGCUGCGAAUCUGCCGGGGGGCGCUACGCAGGAGUGUUCCUGGGCGCCAUGGGCAUCUACCCAACCAUUGCGAACACGAUCUCAUGGGCGAGUAACAACACCGAGGGCGUGUACAAGCGAGGCGUCUCCAUCGGCAUCAUCAUCGGCUGGGGCAACCUCAACGGCAUUGUCUCCUCCAACAUCUACCGCGAGGAAGACAAGCCGCGAUACUACCCCGGCCACGGAGUGGUUCUCGCCUACCUGGUUUUGUUCUUAUUUGGCGGGUCUGUGGUGCAGUAUCUGCUGCUGCGGCGCGAGAAUGGUAAGCGCCGCCGCGGCGAGCGCGAUGCCUGGGUGGAGGGUAUGGAUCAAAGUCAAGUUGAUCUGCUGGGCGACCAAAGACCGGAUUUCAUUUACACGCUGUAA